Molecule: messenger RNA, 1236 nt
Organism: Galendromus occidentalis (western predatory mite)
Lineage: Eukaryota; Metazoa; Arthropoda; Arachnida; Mesostigmata; Phytoseiidae
Product: gamma-aminobutyric acid receptor subunit beta-4-like
Exons: 8
Coding region: 1-1236 (411 amino acids)
Biological process (GO): monoatomic ion transmembrane transport
Cellular component (GO): membrane
Molecular function (GO): extracellular ligand-gated monoatomic ion channel activity; transmembrane signaling receptor activity
Source: RefSeq, a predicted model, not a curated record
AUGGGUCACUUCAAGGUGAGUGCGGAUCCGAUAGAUCCGGUGAACGCCACCAAUGGUACGUUCAGAGUGAACGUGUCGAUCCACGUCCAUAGCAUAUCCGAUCUCGAUAAUAUUCGUCAGAAGUUCCAGAUGGACUCCACCGUCAGUCAAUAUUAUUUCCUGACUGAAACGGCGGGUAGUGAAACAUACGAUUACGUUCUAAGUAGAAUUCCUCAAUCUGCGCUGAACAAAUCUGUCUCAGACGGCACAUGGGUCGUAGUCCCCUACCCUUACAUCGAAGACUUUUGGAGGCCGGAGUUGCUCUGCAUGGAAGCCUCGUCCCUGCAGCUCCAAUCUGUGAUAGAGAAACCUGUGACAUUGUCCAUGAAAUUGAUCGAUGGGGCCCUCCUGAUGAAGCUGGAGCAGAAGAAGAGACUCACUAUCGAUUGUGCUGCUUGUCUCAAGUAUUAUCCCAUGAACGCGUGUGGCUGUAGGGUGGAAUGUUUCAACUUGAUCAAUCCGGUCGACGUAUUCUGGCAGGAGCGGGAGGAAACGUACGCGAAUUCGUUGUGGUUCACCGGAGCAACUCGGCUGAUCAACAAUUUCGUCUCCUUGACAUUUUGUGACACUCGAACGAAACGCUCCGGUAGAGGGCUCUGCUUCAGGGUCAGCUUCUCGCCGAUCGUGAGUUCGAUCGUCCUCUCCACAUUGCUCCCCGUCGUUCUUCUAGUUGUAGCCUCUAUCGGCACCUCAUUCAUGAGCGUCAACUCCGUGAUUGAGCGGAUCAGUGUGUCGAGCGUGCUUCUCCAAUCCAUUCUCACCCUCUACAUUCAGUCGCGGUUGAGCAUACCCCCCGUUCCCCAUAUCACUGUGAUUGACGUCUUCCUCUUGGUGUCAGCCUUUAUCGUGAUCUUGACCAUUCUACAAAGUGUGGCGGUGAGAAUUCUCGUCCAACGCAAAGCUCUGUACGACCUCAGCCAGCUCAGUGAGGCGACGCCUCCACUGCGCGAGAAAUGCAACGCCGCAGGGGGAUCGGGCGCGCUGCGACGGAAGUCAAAAAAAUCAGCCAUCACGACUCCCUUAGUGAGAACUUUCUUCCGAUACUCCCUCAAGCGCCCACCGUAUCCUGCCGCCAAGUUCAACCGGAAUGCCAGCCGUGCAUUAUCGUCUUUUUAUAUCAUUUUCGUUCCUUUGUUCUGGAUGUCGGCCGUGUACGUCGCCACACUACCACGCAUGCCUCCAAAACCGACUGCCUAA